UGUUUGCGUAGCACGCAACAUAGAUGCCAUAUAAAUACACCCUUCAGCGCAGAGCUUGGAUUCGGCAUACCGACAAGCACACAUCAAGUCUUCCUUCUCCAACUUCAGCACACGAUGAACAACAACCAGCGUGCUCCGCCCUCUCGUUCUUCGACUCAAGCUGCAGCUCAGUCACUACAAUCCAGCCACCCCAAUGCCGUUCUCGACCAGGGUGUGCAUACUCGAACUAGCUCAAUGUUGCAUCCUUCGACCACAAGCAGCAUCCCGUUAGACCCAUGGGCCUCUUCUCAUGAGUCAGUCGCCACGCUUUACGGCGGUCGGCCCGCUUUACCUGCAGAUGCUGAAUGUCCCACACCCGACCCCAUCUGGAUGCUCUGUCAACUCGAUGAGCACGAAGGAAAGGCUCUACGCAUGCCACUAGCCUCUCGGCGCAAUUUCCUGUGCGCCAUAGGCGUUACGCGCAUGCACGACGGCGUUGAUAGCGAGCUCGCCAACAAGAUAAUUCUCGAAUGGUAUCAUCUCCAAAGGGUCAAUCGCGCUCGUCAGCACAAGGCUGCAAUUAAACAACAGCCCACUUUCGCCCGAUACCUGUCGCAACAGCCUGCAGUCCCGAUCUCUGUAGACGCCGAAGCAGCUCUCAAACGUGUCGCGAGUCGUCGCAAAGAAAACAAGAAGGACACGCCGGCAUCCGCCGAUUCCAGCCCGGAGAAACCGCCACGACUUGAUAUCUCUUAUGAACAUCAGAUCGGGCAGCUCAAAGAACGCCUGCAGAAUUUCAAGGUUUAAAGCAGAGCACACCGUUCAGAACGCCGGGAGGAACAGAACGACUCCGAGAUACUUGCACGUGCACUCAUCGACAGCCGACGGGAGAUUGGGAUCUUGAAAUCACGAGAGAA
Messenger RNA from Cercospora beticola, 896 nucleotides. RefSeq lists its product as uncharacterized. The record is from RefSeq and is a predicted model, not a curated record. Lineage: Eukaryota; Fungi; Ascomycota; Dothideomycetes; Mycosphaerellales; Mycosphaerellaceae.